Molecule: messenger RNA, 1512 nt
Organism: Pichia kudriavzevii
Lineage: Eukaryota; Fungi; Ascomycota; Pichiomycetes; Pichiales; Pichiaceae
Exons: 1
Coding region: 1-1512 (503 amino acids)
Biological process (GO): tRNA wobble uridine modification; tRNA methylation
Cellular component (GO): cytoplasm; mitochondrion
Molecular function (GO): protein binding; GTPase activity; GTP binding
Source: RefSeq, a predicted model, not a curated record
AUGUUUUCAAGCAAAUUAAUGAGGCGUUUCUCUACUAAAAAUAUCUCGAAGCAGCAGCAGUACCUGUCACCUACAAUUUAUGCUUUAUCUACUGCGCCAGCAAGAGCAGCUAUUGGCGUUAUCAGGAUUUCUGGGCCCUCCUGUGGAAAGAUAUUCACGCAGCUAACAGGCUCAACAAAAUUACCCAAACAUAGACUAGCAACAGUAAGGAAGAUUUAUGAUGAUACUAUCUCUAGUGUGGGUAAGGAUCAGACAGGGCGAUUGCUUCUUGAUGAACCUUUAAUUCUGUACUUUCAAUCUCCGAGGUCCUACACAGGAGAAGAUCUACUGGAACUUCAUUUGCAUGGUGGUACCGCAGUGAUCAACAAAGUUAUGGAAACAAUAAGUAAAUUUCACAUGGCGAAUGCACCAGUGAGGCUGGCUGAGCCAGGAGAAUUCUCUAAACGUGCGUUUCAAAACCAGAGGUUUGAUUUAACCGAAGUAGAGGGGAUAAAUACUCUAAUUCAUGCUGAGACAGAAAUGCAAAGAAUCAGUGCCUUAUCUUCAGUGAAAGGGGAAACCAAUGUUUUAUUUAACGAGUGGAGAGACCGUAUACUAAAGAAUAUUGCAUUGUUAACCACGGUGAUUGAUUUUGGUGAAGAUCAUGACAUUGAAGAAAUCAACGAACUAUUUCAAAGUGUUGGCAAUGAUGUAUCUAAACUGGAUGAUGAGAUUCGUAAAUAUGUGAGUAAAAUAAAAAGAUCACAAGUUUUACUAGAAGGCAUAAAACUGACUUUGAUAGGCCCCCCCAAUGCAGGUAAAAGUAGUUUGCUAAAUAUUUUGGCUCAAGAGGAUAAGGCCAUUGUGAGUAGCAUUGCCGGCACCACAAGAGAUGCAAUGGAAGUGCCACUUGACAUCAGUGGCUACAAGGUAAUAGUCGGAGACACCGCCGGUAUUCGUAGAAGCUCAGAUGUGAUUGAAAAUGAAGGGAUAAGGAGAGCGAAGAAGAAAUCACUCACAUCCGAUAUUAAUAUUGUACUUCUACCCGCAGAUGAUGACAAGAUUGAUCCAAGCUUCUUAUCUCACGCAUCCAAUGUCAUAAGUGACAAAAAAAUGCUGUCGUAUGUUAUUGUUAACAAGGUUGACCUAAUAGAUGAUGCAACCAAACAAACUCUACCUGAACGUCUAUCACAGAAGUUAAAAAUCCCAAGAGAUAGGAUCAAGCUUAUCAGUUGUACUACCCAAUGCGGUAUUGAAGAACUAAUACAAGACUUGACAAACAGAUUCAAGGAAAUUACGAGUACCGAGAUUGCCGAUCCAGUUACAAUUUCUAAACGUGCCAGGGAAAUAUUAAUCAACGAUAUUCUUUAUGGGUUUUCUGAAUUUCGUAAGUUCAAGGAUGCAGAUGAUAUAGUUAUGGCAUCUGAAGCGCUAAGAUGUAGUGUUGACGGUAUUGGGAAAAUCACAGGUGAAGCGAUUGGCGUUGAAGAAAUUUUAGGCGUUGUAUUUUCAAAAUUCUGUAUUGGUAAAUAG